GUACGUACAGUCGUGCUCACUGCGUGACAGGAGCGCGAUCGGCACGGUUCGAAAUAUUAAAACAGCUGUUGGUUGCAUCGCGGGCCGAUACGAAUUAGGGAAAGUGUUCGAAUGCGUCACUAUAAUUAUUUUGAGUAGAAUAUACGACCGAGCGAACGUUGCUUCCCACUAUAUAACAACCUCUAAAAAUUAUACUUUUUCGAUACAUAAAUGACUUUUAUCUCCUCUAUGUCGAUUGGUCGAUUUAAUUAUUUUCAAAAAUAUUAAUCCAAAGAGCAAUCGACCGCAUCGCACGUCAUGUACAUCGUGUUGUAAAAAAAGUGUGCGAAUCAAGCAGCUAUAUACUCUAUAUACUAAACGUAUAUCCUUGGGCGAGAAGAGAAAAAAAAAAAAAAAAUGGUGAUUGGUGAAAAUUGCAGAUUACUUGGACCCUCCCUCUCUUCCUGAUUUCGCGGGCAAAAAAAUACCGUGCGAAGAGAAAGGAGUUUAUGAUAAGAAAAAAGGAGAAAAAGAUCCUGUUGCGAGUACACGAAAAUUUGGAGCAGCGUACGCGUGGCAUUUAAAAUGUUUUGAGAAAAAAAAUUGAAAAUAAAAAUCGAGUGUUAUCUUGUGGCUGUAACAAUACAUAAUAAAAAUGCCGUCAGGCAUUAAAUGCUUCAAGAGGUUUUUCAAGCAUACCUGGCAUCCACAGCAGAUGGAGAACGCGAGCUUUGGAAACGAUUCAAAAUCGGUGGCCGAAACGGCCGGCGACACGGAACUUGGGGAAGUAAAAGUCCAGGUGGUACCUACGGCCAGCGUAGCGACGUCGACGCCAACGACGUCGCCAGCUUUACCUGAAGGAAUACCUUGUGGAAACGGGGGUUGCAAGACGUCGAGAAGCCGAGGAGAACCUCGACCCGAAAGUCCUUGGCAUCAAUUAAAAACAAUUUUCUUAGUAUCGGUUAUAGUAGCCCUAGUGAUAUGGGUCGUCGCCUACACGUUACUCACCCAGUAUCAGAUUUUAUGAAUAAAAUCAUAAUUAAUAUCGUGUACAUAUAUGUUAUAAGGUAUGAAAAAAAUUUUUACUGUACAAAAUGCGAGAAAGUGCGAAAGUAAGAGUCGGUGAUAAAUUUUACUUGUCUAUAACCUGUUGUAAUUAUGCCAAAUCGAUUAUGCCUCGGUGAAAACUGUACGAAAUUCGUCAAUGUUUGGUCUCAUAUUGAUCCGAUGAUCACUUAAAUCGAAUCGUCUUCAUCCCGACAAAAAAAAACACACAUUUAGUUCUCGAAACCUUUUUUUUUUUUAUAGCGUGAUGAUAAAAUUUCACGUUCAAUAUGUCUAUAGUAUAAGCUAUUCUUAAAAGUAAAAAUGGACUCUAGAAUAGACUAGCCAUAUGUAAUCGUCGGUUUUCAAUUAUAAUUCAAAACGUAAGUUAGUGGAAUUUUUUUUUAAACAUUGAAUCUCGUCUUCCACGAUUGAACCGUCCAUUUUUCGACUAAACGAACAUGUUAUCCUCGUUCGAUGCCUCAGGGUUGAAAUAUAUUUUACUUUGGUUUCUAAAACUUUACUCCAAAAAUUUCGGUAUUUCCGAGGACGUUCUAGUUGUAUUCUAUGAACGGAAGUAUAUGAGUAUCUUGUAAAAAUUGCUAAUAAUUUUGAAAGUAGAUAAGAAAUCAUGACUUUAAAAAGCACUAAAAUGAUAAUGGGUAUUUUGCAUCCGUAUAAUAGUGAAAAAUCCUUGUUAUCUCUACUUUUUUUUCAUGUUUUUGUUGAUUGCAGUAUAAUUAGAAAAAAAAUCUUCUGUCUAAAUUUAUAAACCAUAUUUGUAAUUAUGAACGUUAAAUAAUUUGUUACGAUUCAUGUAAAUAAUUUCCAAGAUAGAAAAUGGCCCUUGUAUUAAUAACUACCGAGAAGGCAAUUAAUUCUACAUCUUCCAAAAUAUGUAGAGCAACACGUAGAUCUUCAGAUGACAAGAAACGAAUGUGAAGUGAGACGUGCAACGUGUAAAACAAACUACGGUGUCUAUGAGACACGAUUUAUCAUCAAACUUUCGAUUUUUAUACAAAACCAGUAUUGGUAAUAAGCGAAACUCUGGCGUCAAUCAUAUUGUAAAGGUUAUACUAAACAGAGAUGUACGAAAA
Messenger RNA from Athalia rosae (coleseed sawfly), 2120 nucleotides. RefSeq lists its product as uncharacterized. The coding region runs from base 635 to 1006 and encodes 123 amino acids. Lineage: Eukaryota; Metazoa; Arthropoda; Insecta; Hymenoptera; Athaliidae. The transcript is spliced from 2 exons. The record is from RefSeq and is a predicted model, not a curated record.